Caenorhabditis briggsae is the source of this 1098-nucleotide messenger RNA. It is a transcript of the gene Cbr-rnr-2, whose product is annotated as Protein CBR-RNR-2. Gene Ontology annotation, cellular component: cytosol. Gene Ontology annotation, molecular function: ribonucleoside-diphosphate reductase activity, thioredoxin disulfide as acceptor. The record is from RefSeq and is a predicted model, not a curated record. Lineage: Eukaryota; Metazoa; Nematoda; Chromadorea; Rhabditida; Rhabditidae. Gene Ontology annotation, biological process: deoxyribonucleotide biosynthetic process. The coding region runs from base 1 to 1098 and encodes 365 amino acids. The transcript has 4 exons.
AUGACACUGGCCGAGAUUCAAAAUGUCGAGAAGGAGAAUGCGGAGCCAGCACAGCACCAGCACCAAUCGAAGAAGAAGAUUCAAGACCUCACCAAGCUGUCGAUCGAGCCAAAAGGCAACGCGCUGGACGCCGACGAGCCACUGCUCCAGGACCUGGACAAUCGUUUCGUGAUCUUCCCGCUGCGACACCAUGAGAUUUGGCAGUUCUACAAGAAGGCCGUCGCCUCGUUUUGGACUGUCGAGGAGGUGGAUUUGGGCAAAGAUAUGAACGAUUGGGAGAAGAUGAAUGGCGAUGAGCAGUACUUCAUCUCCCGCGUGCUCGCCUUCUUCGCCGCCUCCGAUGGUAUUGUUAAUGAGAACUUGUGCGAACGCUUCUCGAACGAAGUCAAAGUCUCCGAGGCGCGCUUCUUCUACGGAUUCCAAAUCGCCAUCGAGAAUAUUCACUCGGAGAUGUACUCAAAGCUCAUCGAGACCUACAUCCGCGAUGAGAAGGAGCGCAUGAAGCUGUUCAACGCCAUCUUCGAGUUCGAGUUCAUCAAGAAGAAGGCCGACUGGGCGCUUCGUUGGAUUUCCGACACCAAGGCCUCGUUCGCCGAACGGCUGAUCGCAUUCGCCGCCGUCGAGGGCAUCUUCUUUAGCGGAUCGUUCGCAUCGAUUUUCUGGCUCAAGAAGCGCGGUCUGAUGCCAGGUUUGACACAUUCCAACGAGCUGAUCUCGAGAGACGAAGGCCUCCACCGCGACUUCGCUUGCCUCCUCUACUCAAUGCUUCAAAACAAGCUGAGCCAAGAGCGCAUCUUCGAGAUCAUCAGAGACGCUGUCGCCAUUGAGCAGGAGUUCCUCACCGAAGCCCUCCCCGUUGACAUGAUCGGAAUGAACUGCCGACUGAUGUCCCAGUACAUCGAGUUCGUCGCCGAUCAUCUGCUCCAGGAGCUCGGAUGCGAUAAGCUGUACAACGUCAAGAAUCCAUUUGACUUCAUGGAGAACAUCUCGAUCGAUGGAAAGACCAACUUCUUCGAGAAGCGCGUUUCCGAGUAUCAGCGACCGGGCGUCAUGGUCAGCGAGACCGAGAGACAGUUCGAUUUGGAAGCGGACUUCUAA